AUGUUGCGAUCAUCGCUUCGGUCAGCGAGGGCCUUUGGCGGCAAGCCCAUUGUGGCUUCUGCUGGUCGCCAAUGGCCCAUUGCGGCGUCGCGACGAGCCGGUUUACUAGGAGCGAGAUCCUAUGCCGACGACAAGAAGCCAGCUACCGACGCGCCCAAACCCCCCGUGAUGCCGACGUCGGAAACCUUGAGCUCCGAACGAAGCCUCCCUCCGCCAGCUCCCAAAAUCGUUGAUGCGCAAACCCCUAAAACUGAGGAAAUUCCGUUGACGCCGCCUCCCCCUCCUACUGAGACGGCUGAAGCUGCCGCAAAGACGACCCCUCCUCCGCCCUCACCCAAGAAGAAGAAGGGCUUCUUCCAGAGACUGAGGAGCUUCGUUUUCACUCUCAUGGUUCUCGGAGCUGUUGGUUUUGCUGGCGGCGUCUGGUACUCCCGGAUCAACGACAACUUCCAUGAUUUCUUCACCGAGUACAUUCCGUUUGGUGAGCAGGCUGUGCUCUAUCUGGAGGAGCUUGAGUUCAAGAAAAAGUUCCCCAACGCCAUCAGCCAUGACACCCGAUCCCGCGAAACCGGCAAGCAGGUCAAGAUCCCCGCGCAAAGCGGUGCCUCUUGGAGAGUAGCUGAGAGCUCUGAUGCCUCUGGUCGUCACUCCAGUGCUUCUCCUUCGGCUACCAAGCCUGUGACGAAACAAGCGGAAAAGAAGGACGUUGCGGAUAAGACGCCAACAGACCCUGUUUCGGCUCCAUCAAAGCCGGCUGAGAAAGCAACUCCCAAUAUUGUUGCCGAACAGCCUGCCACCGGUUCGUCCAAAUCAUCAUCCAAGGAAUUCAAGGCACCCGAGGUCAAUGAGCCGUCUCGAUUCCCACCCUUGGAGCCAAUUGACCUGAUGAAGCUUCCCGAGGCCAAGGACCCCAUUGUGCGAGAUCUCGUCCACAUGCUCAAUGAUCUUAUCCUAGUUGUCAAUGCCGACGGUGCUCAUGGACGUUACUCGACCACCAUUGCCAAGGCUAAGAAUGAGAUUCUACGCAUCGGCAGUCGUCUUCAAGACAUGAAGAAGACUAUCGAGAAGAAGGCGGCCGGCGAGGUCAAGUCCUCCAUUGACGAGUUUGACACCGCCGCCACCGAGCUCAUCAAGCGCGUUGAGAACACUAUGCUGUCACAAGAAAUAGAGUGGCGCCGUGAAUUUGAAGAGGAAAUGAAGUCAGUUCGCAACAGUUAUGAUGAGCGGGUCCAGCUGUUGAUGGAGCGAGAGAAGAAGCUCAAUGAUGAGAAGCUCCAGAAUAAGCUUCUAGAACAGGCUUUGGCUCUCAAGAAGGAAUUCGUUCAGGAGGUCAAGGAGCGCGUUGAGAAGGAGAGAGACGGUCGCCUGGGCAAGCUCUCUGAGCUGACUUCAGCCGUUUCUGACCUGGAGAAGCUCACAGUUGGCUGGAAUGGCGUUGUUGACACCAAUCUCAAAACUCAGCAGCUCCACGUCGCUGUUGAAGCCGUCCGCGCCAGCCUUGAGAACGCUACCCACCCCAAGCCCUUCAUCCGAGAGCUGGUUGCCCUGAAGGAGAUUGCAAGCGAUGAUGCCGUCGUUGAUGCAGCUAUCGCUUCUCUCAACCCUCUCGCUUACCAGCGCGGUAUUUCCACUCCUUCCCUGCUGAUUGACAGAUUCCGACGGGUUGCAGGCGAAGUCCGAAAGGCUUCUCUGUUGCCUGACGACGCCGGCGUUGCCAGCCACGCUUCCAGCUGGGUCCUCAGCCACGUCAUGUUCAAGAAAGAGGGCCUUGCCGAAGGCAGCGAUGUUGAGAGCAUUUUGACGCGUACACAGACCUACCUGGAGGAAGGAGACUUGGAUUCGGCGGCACGAGAAAUGAACGGUCUGCAAGGAUGGGCUAAGACGCUCAGCAAAGACUGGUUGGGUGAAGUGCGCAAGGUGUUGGAGGUUCAGCAAGCUCUUGACGUUAUUGCUACCGAAGCAAGACUCCAGAGCUUGAGAGUAGAUUAA
Messenger RNA from Pochonia chlamydosporia 170, 1989 nucleotides. RefSeq names its product mitochondrion protein. Gene Ontology annotation, biological process: cristae formation. The transcript has 3 exons. Gene Ontology annotation, cellular component: MICOS complex. Bases 1 to 1989 code for a protein of 662 amino acids. Lineage: Eukaryota; Fungi; Ascomycota; Sordariomycetes; Hypocreales; Clavicipitaceae. The record is from RefSeq and is a predicted model, not a curated record.